This is a messenger RNA of Pocillopora damicornis (cauliflower coral), 1414 nucleotides long. Its product is annotated as thioredoxin domain-containing protein. The record is from RefSeq and is a predicted model, not a curated record. Lineage: Eukaryota; Metazoa; Cnidaria; Anthozoa; Scleractinia; Pocilloporidae.
GUCAAACCCAUUUCACUUUUCGAACAUGGCGGACAUUGUGAGCUUCAUCAGACUUUGUACAUUGCUUCAGCUUGUUGUGUGUCAAUUUUGUUGGUGUGAUAGUUCUGUUAAAAUCCUCGAUGAUAGUUCUUUUGAGCACUUGACUCAAGCCUCAACGGGAGCAACAACUGGAGAUUGGUUGAUAGUUUUCUCUUUCACUGAACGGGAUCCAGAGUGUGUACAAUGCAAGAAAGCAGAUGAGGCAGUUGAGAAAAGUCAAGAACGGUUGGGCCACAAGUUGAAUUUUGCCAGAGUGUUACCACCUAGAAGUAAAUUGACACUUAGAAGAUUCGAUGUUCACAAAUGGCCAACUGUUCUUCUCCUUAAACAGGGCAAACAAUAUCAUUACUCAUCAGAGAAUCUUGAUGCAGAGUCUUUUGUAAAUUUUGUCGAAGAAGGUUACAAGCUGGCAGCAGUUACACCAGUACCACCUCCUAUAGGAAAAUUCACAUUAUAAUGCUGAGAAAAAAUGCAGCUGCCAUGAUUUUUAUUGCGGGAAUACUGUUUGGUCUAAUGAUCACACCAGUACUUAAAUUGUUGGUGGUAUGUCUCUACAACUCGUUCCUACAAGAACCAGACUCAGACCAAAACUUUGAAGAUGAGGGUUUGGGAAAAGAUGAAGUUGAUGAAGAUGAAGAAGAGGAAGAAAAGAAAGACAGAUGAAAUGGCCAACUGUUGUGAACUUGAUACAUAUAAUGCUCUAUCAGAUCUCUCAGACCAUCUUAGAACUUGGGUUCUAUAAGAUGUUUAUAGACCAUAUUAUUCUAACCAGUUCCAAAGGAGAUUAUUCUUGCUUACAUUGAGGCCUCUAAUGAACCUUAGAUUGACUUAUUACUUCUGUGUUGAAUCGUCUCUAGAGACUUAUUUAUUACUAGUUGUUUAGUAUACACACAAAGAAGAUCUUUUCAUAGCUUUUCUGAUAAAUUCCAAUCAGCACUAGAAGAACGUUAUAUUUAAGAAACUAUCAAACAAUUAUUUUACAAACAUAUUUCAUGUUUCCGUGCGUCUAUUUAGUAAAAGAUCACAGGUAACGUCAAAAUAUGAUCAGAACAAACACGUGGCACAUGAGGCGUAGCCCAGUGUGUCACUGAUAGUCUUACCACAAUUUGAGGUCUUUUGUGAACUAUUACGGAACAGACCAACGGUAAUAAGGAAACUAUUUGUUUUAUGUUUAUUAGAAAGAAGCAAAAUUUGUAGAUGUUAAUGGCAUCUAUACGACUAUCCUCGAAUAGAUCAUGAGUAGGAGCCAAUCACAAGUUGUGUUUACACUGUUAUUUGGCCUAUUAUCUAACAACAUAAACAAUUAUCUAACAUAGAGUAUGUUUAUGGCGUAAUAUGCAGAUAAAUUCCUAUUAAAACAUGACAAACACCUCAG